Messenger RNA from Budorcas taxicolor (takin), 3500 nucleotides. RefSeq names its product copine 1 (gene CPNE1). Lineage: Eukaryota; Metazoa; Chordata; Mammalia; Artiodactyla; Bovidae. The record is from RefSeq and is a predicted model, not a curated record. Gene Ontology annotation, biological process: positive regulation of tumor necrosis factor-mediated signaling pathway; cellular response to calcium ion; regulation of RNA splicing. The transcript is spliced from 3 exons. Gene Ontology annotation, cellular component: ribonucleoprotein complex; plasma membrane; nucleoplasm. Gene Ontology annotation, molecular function: calcium-dependent phospholipid binding; RNA binding. Bases 247 to 3108 code for a protein of 953 amino acids.
UCUUGUAAAGCGGAGAAGAAGGAGGUGGCUGCUCUGGGCUCCGGGAAGCCGUUCGGGCUGGGGCUGCCGGCCGCGGGGCGGAGGCACUCGCGCGGGGGGUAACUCGGGUCUGGGUUCGGGUGCCGCGCAGUUCUCGCCGUCUAAAAGUUGGUUUUAAUUGGUUGCCCACAGGAUUGACUUGACCUCUACUUCUUGUUAAGAAAAUACAUCUCUUAUUUUAUCAGGUGUGUGUGGUUUCAGCGCAGCAUGGCUGUGGUCAUCCGUUUGCAAGGUCUCCCAAUUGUGGCGGGGACCAUGGACAUUCGCCACUUCUUCUCUGGAUUGACCAUUCCUGAUGGGGGCGUGCAUAUUGUAGGGGGUGAACUGGGUGAGGCUUUCAUCGUUUUUGCCACUGAUGAAGAUGCAAGGCUUGGUAUGAUGCGCACAGGUGGUACAAUUAAAGGGUCAAAAGUAACACUGUUGUUGAGUAGUAAAACGGAAAUGCAGAAUAUGAUUGAACUGAGUCGUAGGCGUUUUGAAACCGCCAACCUAGAUAUACCACCGGCAAAUGCUAGUAGAUCAGGACCGCCACCUAGCUCAGGAAUGAGUGGCAGGGUGAACUUGCCUACAACAGUACCCAACUUUAAUAAUCCUUCACCCAGUGUAGUUACUGCCACCACUUCUGUUCAUGAAAGCAGCAAAAACAUACAGACAUUUUCCACAGCCAGCGUAGGAACGGCUCCUCCAAAUAUGGGGGCUUCCUUUGGGAGCCCAACGUUUAGCUCAACUGUUCCGAGCACAGCCUCUCCGAUGAACACAGUCCCCCCUCCACCAAUUCCUCCAAUCCCAGCGAUGCCAUCUUUGCCGCCAAUGCCGUCUAUUCCCCCAAUACCAGUUCCUCCUCCGGUACCUACAAUGCCUCCUGUGCCUCCUGUGCCCCCAAUUCCCCCAGUCCCUUCUGUGCCACCCAUGACCCCACUGCCACCCAUGUCAGGCAUGCCACCUUUGAACCCGCCACCUGUGGCACCUCUGCCUGCUGGAAUGAAUGGCUCUGGAGCACCUGUGAAUCUGAAUAAUAACCUGAACCCUGUGUUUCUGGGUCCAUUGAAUCCUGUUAACCCUGUCCAGAUGAACUCGCAAAGCAGUGUGAAACCACUUCCCAUCAACCCUGAUGAUCUGUAUGUCAGUGUGCAUGGAAUGCCCUUUUCUGCAAUGGAAAAUGAUGUCCGAGAUUUUUUCCAUGGGCUCCGUGUUGAUGCGGUGCAUUUGUUGAAAGAUCAUGUAGGUCGAAAUAAUGGGAAUGGAUUGGUUAAGUUUCUCUCCCCUCAAGAUACAUUUGAAGCUUUGAAAAGAAACAGAAUGCUGAUGAUUCAACGCUAUGUGGAAGUUAGUCCUGCCACAGAGAGACAGUGGGUAGCUGCUGGAGGCCAUAUCACUUUUAAGCAAAGUAUAGGACCUUCUGGACAAACCCAUCCCCCUCCUCAGCCACUUCCCAGGUCAAAAUCGCCCAGUGGGCAGAAAAGGUCAAGGUCAAGAUCACCGCAUGAGGCUGGUUUUUGUGUUUACUUGAAAGGGCUGCCAUUUGAAGCAGAAAACAAACAUGUCAUUGAUUUUUUUAAAAAGUUGGAUAUUGUGGAAGAUAGUAUUUACAUUGCUUAUGGACCCAAUGGGAAAGCAACGGGUGAAGGCUUCGUAGAGUUCAGGAAUGAGGCUGACUAUAAGGCUGCUCUGUGUCGUCAUAAACAAUACAUGGGUAAUCGCUUUAUUCAAGUUCAUCCAAUUACCAAGAAAGGUAUGCUAGAAAAGAUAGAUAUGAUUCGAAAAAGACUGCAGAACUUCAGCUAUGACCAGAGGGAAAUGAUCUUAAAUCCGGAGGGGGAUGUCACCUCUGCCAAAGUCUGUGCCCAUAUAACAAAUAUUCCCUUCAGCAUUACCAAGAUGGAUGUUCUUCAGUUCCUAGAAGGAAUUCCAGUGGAUGAAAAUGCUGUACAUGUUCUUGUUGAUAACAAUGGGCAAGGUCUAGGACAGGCAUUGGUUCAGUUUAAAAAUGAAGAUGAUGCACGUAAGUCUGAACGCUUACACCGUAAAAAACUUAAUGGGAGAGAAGCUUUUGUUCAUGUAGUUACUUUAGAAGAUAUGAGAGAGAUUGAGAAAAAUCCUCCUGCCCAAGGAAAAAAGGGGUUAAAGAUGUCUGCGCCAGGUAAUCCUGCAGUUCCAGGAAUUCCCAAUGUGGGAAUGCCCAAUGCAGGAUUGCCCAGUUCAGGAAUGCCCAGUGCGGGACUGCCUAAUGCGGGAAUGCCCAAUGCAGGAAUGCCUGCUGCGGGAAUGCCCAAUGCAGGAAUGCCUGCUGCAGGAAUGCCCAAUGCAGGAAUUCCCAGUGCAGGAAUGCCUGCUGCGGGAAUGCCUGGUGUGGGAAUGCCCGGUGCAGGAAUGCCUAGUGCAGGAGGUGAAGAGCAUGCCUUCUUGGCUGUAGGAUCUAAGGAGGCCAACAGUGGGCCUCCAUUUAACUUUCCUGGUAAUUUUGGUGGGUCAAAUGCCUUUGGACCACCACUCCCUCCUCCAGGAUUAGGAGGGGCCUUUGGUGAUGCUAGGCCUGGAAUGCCUUCAGUUGGAAAUAGUGGUUUGCCUGGUCUAGGACUGGAUGUUCCAGGUUUUGGAGGUGGACCAAAUAAUUUAAGUGGACCAGGAUUUGGAGGGGGCCCUCAAAAUUUUGGAAAUGGCCCUGGUAGCUUAGGUGGUCCCCCUGGCUUUGGAAGUGGGCCCCCUGGCCUUGGAAAUGCCCUUGGGCAUUUGAGUGGGCCUCCAGCCUUUGGUCCUGGCCCUGGCCCUGGCCCUGGCCCAAUCCACAUUGGUGGUCCUCCUGGCUUUGGAUCUAGUUCUGGAAAACCAGGACCAACAAUAAUUAAAGUACAGAACAUGCCCUUCACUGUGUCUAUUGAUGAGAUUUUAGAUUUCUUUUACGGUUAUCAAGUGAUCCCAGGCUCAGUGUGUUUAAAGUACAAUGAAAAAGGUAUGCCCACCGGUGAAGCUAUGGUGGCUUUCGAAUCUCGGGAUGAAGCCACAGCUGCUGUCAUUGACUUAAAUGACAGACCUAUUGGUUCUAGGAAAGUAAAACUUGUAUUAGGGUAGCUGUUCACAUCAUUCUUCCUAGGGUAGAUAUAGUCUUCAUAGUGCUGUGAUUAAUGCAUUCAGAUUGUUUUCCUAGUGUUUCCAGGUUAGAACCUGUGGAUUGUUUCAAUUGCAUAUAGAUUGGUUUCCAUAACAUAGAGUGUUGGUUGACUGUUUACAGAUGACUCACUACCGAGAUAAACAUUGCUGUAUGUUAUAGUAAAGCUGUCUUGAGAGAACACAAAAAUGAUUUUGGCAUACCAUUAGACAAACCAUUUGUAAAACUCAAAUGACCACAUAAAGCUUAUCAAGGAGUCUAGAUUGGUUUUUGUUUUAUACCAUAUGGAUGAAGAAGAUAGAAAUGUCAUUAGAGCUCAUUAAGGGUGCUCUUGCCAGCUGCUGAAAAAUAGAAG